GCCUCGCUCUCCAACGUCUCUCUCUACAGUGGGUUCAAAGUAAAGUUAAAAGAAAAAGGAAAAUCUCGCUAGAUUUUGAAGCGAGUCAUGGGGGCCAAAAAAGUGCGGAAGAUUCUCUCCCUCGCACCUCUUCCACCCCUCCUUCUAAAGUCCUCCUCGCUAGCGAGGGUGGUGAAGGAAAUGAGUGCCCCAAAGUUCGUAAAAUGUGUGACUGUUGGAGAUGGAGCUGUUGGGAAGACUUGCAUGCUCAUCUGCUACACCAGCAACAAGUUCCCAACCGAUUAUGUUCCCACUGUCUUUGACAACUUCAGUGCUAACGUUUCUGUGGAUGGGAGCAUUGUCAACUUGGGAUUGUGGGACACUGCAGGCCAAGAAGAUUAUAGCAGAUUGAGGCCGCUGAGUUACAGAGGAGCAGACAUAUUUAUUCUGGCUUUCUCAUUAAUCAGCAGGGCAAGCUAUGAGAAUGUUCUUAAGAAGUGGAUGCCUGAACUUCGUCGCUUUGCACCCAAUGUUCCAGUUGUUCUAGUUGGAGCCAAGUUAGAUCUACGUGAAGAUAAAGGAUUUCUUGCCGAUCAUCCAGGUGCAUCUGUGAUUACAUCUGCACAAGGGGAAGAACUUAGAAGACACAUAGGUGCUGCAGCAUACAUUGAAUGCAGCUCAAAGACUCAACAGAACAUCAAGGCUAUUUUUGACACUGCAAUCAAGGUGGUUCUUCAACCGCCACAAAGGAAGAACAUGAUGAAGAAGAAAACUAGAAGAAACUCUGGUUACUCAAUGAGGAGAUUCGUGUGUGGUAGUGCAUGUGUUGCGUAGUACAAGAAAGCAGACUUAUUUUGGCUUGUUUGUAAGUACAUGUGCUAAUGUCCAUGUUAGCUGAAACAUAUUACCAUCAGUCUUCUAGUUCUAGUGAGACAGCAGGCAAGCGAUUUGUUUUAUCUGUGGCCAGAGGGAACUUUUUGUUCUCCCAUGCUUAUAUGGAAGGAAUCCUUCUUUUGUUGUUGUUGUUGUUGUUGUUGUUGUUGUAAGAACUGAACAUCCUUUAUCUUCAUAAGUUAUAUGCUUCAUGUUCUUUCUAG
Molecule: messenger RNA, 1076 nt
Organism: Elaeis guineensis (African oil palm)
Lineage: Eukaryota; Viridiplantae; Streptophyta; Magnoliopsida; Arecales; Arecaceae
Product: rac-like GTP-binding protein 2
Biological process (GO): small GTPase-mediated signal transduction
Molecular function (GO): GTP binding; GTPase activity
Source: RefSeq, a predicted model, not a curated record